UAUUAAUCUGCAAAUUUUCUCAGAUGACGCAGACUGUGACUUCACCUCCCGUCCCCUCUCCCUCUUCAUCUCCACAUCCCUCCUCUCUUCCGUGUCUCUCCCGAUGCCUUGCUCUUGUCGGAUGGGAGACAGCGACACACAGCAGGCAGGAUGACAAACCAGUCGACAGCAAACCAGUCCAACACAAACAAGAAGGAGAAAGACGAGAGCCAGCGAGAUGACAACACAGAAGUUGCGUAUAAAGAUGCAGGCCACUGCAGCCGCAACACCCACAACCUGCUGCUGGGACUCACUGUUAUGGGUGUUGUCAUGGGAGCAGUGUUUGGGAUGCUGCUGCGGUACAUGAAGGUGAAGGACAUGGCUGCCCUUACUAUGGUUUCCUUCCCAGGAGAAAUCCUCAUGAGGAUGCUGAAGAUGCUCAUCCUGCCUCUGAUCAUCUCCAGCCUCAUCACAGGACUGGCUGGUCUAGAUGCCCGCUCCAGUGGCAGGAUGGGCAGUAGAGCCAUGGUGUACUACAUGUCCACCACUGUAAUCGCUGCCAUCCUUGGAGUCAUCCUGGUAUUGGGGAUCCACCCCGGGAACCCCAAACUAAGGGGAGGCGCCAGCAGCUCAGCCCCAAAGAACCAGGAGGUCAGCAGUCUGGACGCCUUCCUCGACCUGCUCAGAAACCUCUUCCCUGAGAACCUGGUGCAGGCCUGCUUCCAGCAGGUUCAGACGGUGCUGAAAAAGGUGCCGAUUGUAGCAACAAACCAAACUGAGCCCAUCUUAGUCAACAGGAAGAAACUGGAGUACAAAUGGGGCAUGAACGUCCUCGGCUUGAUUGGCUUCUUCAUCACCUUUGGGAUCUGCAUGGGCAGGAUGGGCGAGCGAGGCAAGAUCAUGUGCGACUUCUUCAACAUCCUCAAUGAGAUUAUCAUGACGAUGGUGUCCAUGAUCAUGUGGUACUCUCCUGUCGGUAUCGCUUCCCUGAUUGCGGGAAAGAUCGCAGCUAUCGGGGACCUGGAGGUGGUGGCCAGGCAGCUGGGCAUGUACAUGGUGACCGUCAUGGUGGGCCUGGUGAUCCAUGGCGGCUUGAUCCUACCUGCUAUAUUCUUCGCCAUCACCAGAAAAAGCCCCUUUACGUUCUACUCUGGAAUCUUCCAGGCUUGGAUCACAGCUUUGGGCACUGCUAGCAGUGCAGGGACGUUACCUGUCACCUUCCGCUGCCUGGAGGAAAAUCUGAAGAUUGAUAAGCGCGUGACUCGCUUCGUGCUGCCCAUAGGUGCCACCAUUAACAUGGACGGCACCGCGCUGUAUGAGGCCGUGGCAGCCAUCUUUAUUGCCCAGAUGAAUGACAUCACCCUGGACAGCGGACAGAUCGUCACUGUCAGUAUGACUGCCACCUUGGCCAGUGUCGGAGCUGCCAGUAUUCCCAGUGCUGGACUGGUUACCAUGCUACUGAUCCUGACGGCUGUGGGACUGCCUACUCAGGACAUCAGUCUGCUCAUCGCUGUCGACUGGCUGCUUGACAGAAUGCGUACCUCCAUCAAUGUGGUGGGCGACUCAUUCGGCGCCGGGAUCGUGGAUCACUUGUCGAAGGCAGAGCUCGCCGAAAUUGACGCAGCAGAAAUACAAAUGAUCCCGCCGGAGGAGGAGCUUGAUUUCAUCCCUCCACCCCCGAUCCUCACGGAGAUGGACCUGAUGGAGCCCCUCAAACCGCCCGAGCUGCCCCCUCGUUCCCCUCGCCCACCCAAACAAAACCACCAUGGCCCCAUUCUCCCCCAGUCCCAGUCCAUCACUUACUCACCGUCCCGCUCUAUCCGAUCUCCAUCACCACGCUCCAUCCGCUCUCCCUCUCCGCGUUCCGUCUGCUCCCACUCCCCUCGACCUUUCCGUACUCAUUCACCACGCCUCCUCCACAGGACGGAGCCAGGCUACUGCGCCCUGCCCAGCCACGACAACCAGGUUCCCACAAUGCCUCGCUCCUACAGAGAGAGAGAGAGGGACAGGGAACGGGAGCGUCUGAGGCGAGAGAGUGAAACCGAAGAGGAGGAGGAGAGAGAGAGGGUUCUGGGUGAAGUAAGCGACGGCGAGGAGAGUGAUGACACUGCUUACGACCGGAGGCAUGCCAUGCUACCGAGCGACUUGCCGUGAUCGGAUUUUAUCACCAAAAAGCUUUCCCAUCGAUUAGUUUCCGUUUUAUAACAGCUUUUGAGGUCCACAGUGGAUUUCUGGCUGGUUACAUUGCUACUUCUGCUCUUGAUUAACAGAACUGUUGGAUGUGUGAUUUGAGCUCACUUUGAGCUUAAUAUGCAUAGAUACUACAACAUCAACACAUUCCUUAGACAGGCCCUUAAAACCAGGCCUGAGACGUUUGCUCUUUGGUUUCUUGCAAAAGAGAGCUUAAAUGGAGAGUUGUUUCCCUCGUUUACUAAUGUCUCCAUCACUGUCUUGACUUCAUAACCAAAUUUAAAAUGCUCCUGCAUGUCUGAACUUCCUUAUAUUUGCCUGAUAAGAGAGAAAUUUGCUCUCUCUAUGAGAAAAGUAUCUUGGUGUUAUCAGCCUUUAAACGCACAACCACAAGUUUAUAGUUGUUCCUUUACCCUCGCUCAACUCCUCCCUUCUCUUCUACUUUUAUUUCCCUGGCAGGAAGUGAAAAUUAUUCAACUUAAAAGGAAUAGUUUACCAUUUUGAGAGCGACGCUUGUCUCUUUUCUUGCAUAGUCACAUUAUACUUAAAUGUUGCACUCAUGUCUGAGUAAAUCCACCUGCCAGCACCUUUAAAGCUCACUAAUUGACAUAGUAAAAUUUGUAAUCCAUACUAAAAGAUUUUACGAGCCAGACUAUUCCUUGGCUGGGUGCGCUAAAUUCACGAAGUCUCCACUGGUUUACUGCCAACUGGUCCCAGUUGAGAAAUAGUCCAGGACGCAAAGUCCAUAAAGCCCCAGCUUGUCAGUAUUACACUUUGUUUUUAGUGUGGACUAAUGACACAAAACACACCGUGUUAAUUAAUGGGAUGGGCACGAGCACUUGAGUGCUCGCCUUGGACGUCAGUAUUUGUUCUUACAGAGUAAUCGUCGCCCAACUCCCCACAUGUAAACAUGGUUUUUAUAUUGUUUUUUUACCCUUUAAAAUGGGUAAAAUCUUCAUUGUAGAGCUUUGUACAGUGUAUUGCUCCACUCAGUGCCUCCUUGCCCCACUGUCGCUGCCGCUCUGCUGUCAUGAGCCUACUGCAACGGGAGCGUGAGCUCUGCACUGGGGCAUAGUCCAUGAGAAUCUGCCCAUAUACACACAGGAACGGGACUGUUAGCAUCACAUGGCUAACAUUACCUAAUGUAAUGUUGGUUAUUUUAUUUUUCUUAUGUUAACAUGUAAUGAAUGGGUAAAUAUGCCAACUGAAGCCUCGUUGUUAAUUAAUUGAUUUCUAAAUUUAUUUCUUUUACGUUAUUGGCAAACUGACAUUCCUAUUCUUACGAUGGACUUUUUUGUGAGUACUUGAGUACUCGCUAAUAAUUUAAUGUGAGUACUAAUAUUAAAGUUACUCAAAAUUCCCAUCCCUAUUAACUAGUAAGCUUUAAAGGUGCAGGCAGGCAGAUUUUUUUAAACUUUGGACAGAGCCAGGCUAGCUUGUCUUCCUGUUACCAGUCUUGAUGCUAAGCUAAGCUAACUGGCUACUGGCUGUAGCUUCACAUUUACCACACAGACAUUAACUCCCAAAAUGUCAAACCAUUCCUUUAAAUAACCUCUAGAAUACCAACAGUUUUAUGUAAAUGAAAGAAGCACACAACUAGCAGCCGUAAUUUUUAUAAUUCUCUACCAUCUUGCAUCUCUUUACUUUUCCAUCCUCGGUGCUCUUCUUGCACAUCACCUCCCACCUUGAUGUUAAUAUUGUCUAUAUUAUGUAUGGUUUGUAUUUUCUUGUUGUGGUCUGGUGUCUGAAACGAUGAGUAAUAGGCAAGAUGCUGUUUUAAUUUUGUUGUAUGUUUAAAUUGACUCGUCUCACGUAUCAUUCUUCAUUGCUGUAAAAUAACGCCAUCAGUCUCUUCCUCGCCCACUGAAUUGCCUUUCAUUUUAAAUUUAAGUUCAUCAACUGCCUCCCUACAUCCUCAAGUCUUAACUCAGAGACACAGGUCCAGGUCUUGUGUAUAUUGUAUGUAAUAAAAACUUAGAGGUUUAUUUAAAAUAACUGCAGUUCUUGUCUGAUUUCUCUGCCGCUUAAGUAACUUUGUACAAUCUGUGGAGGGAUUUGCAGUCGAAAGGGGACACGCGUCAGUGUUUGGUGACUAAAGACGCAGGAACAAUCCUGUAGACAAAGAUAUUACUGGAUGUAAAAGUUGCAACAGACACACAUGGACACGUUACACGCACACACAUUGAUGAGACAAAGACACACAGAGAUACCAACACACUUAAUCCUCUCAAAGAAGAGUUAGAGAUGGGCGAGGCAGGAGAGAGUGAGGGAUGGGAGAGGAAUCGGA
This is a messenger RNA of Epinephelus fuscoguttatus (brown-marbled grouper), 4456 nucleotides long. RefSeq names its product hydroxysteroid (17-beta) dehydrogenase 14 (gene hsd17b14). Bases 151 to 2133 code for a protein of 660 amino acids. The record is from RefSeq and is a predicted model, not a curated record. Gene Ontology annotation, cellular component: plasma membrane. Gene Ontology annotation, biological process: L-glutamate transmembrane transport. The transcript is spliced from 11 exons. NCBI's taxonomy places the organism in Eukaryota, Metazoa, Chordata, Actinopteri, Perciformes, Serranidae. Gene Ontology annotation, molecular function: oxidoreductase activity; neutral L-amino acid transmembrane transporter activity; glutamate:sodium symporter activity.